Molecule: messenger RNA, 4326 nt
Organism: Alosa alosa (allis shad)
Lineage: Eukaryota; Metazoa; Chordata; Actinopteri; Clupeiformes; Clupeidae
Gene: znf711
Product: zinc finger protein 711
Exons: 9
Coding region: 312-2762 (816 amino acids)
Biological process (GO): regulation of transcription by RNA polymerase II
Cellular component (GO): nucleus
Molecular function (GO): DNA-binding transcription factor activity, RNA polymerase II-specific; metal ion binding; RNA polymerase II transcription regulatory region sequence-specific DNA binding
Source: RefSeq, a predicted model, not a curated record
AGCAGUGAGCGAGGCCGCGCGGUAUUGUCUGCCCCCCUCCCUCCUCUGUUGUCAACGAGCAGCCUGAUUGGCCGAGGCCUGGAAAAGUGUUCGAGGAUUCAGAAUGUACAGGCCGCAGUAGCCAUACCGAGGAAAAAUACAGGAAAACUACGACAGAUUAAAAUACAAGAAACAAGGAUAUUUACUGACGCUUUACGAGGAGUGUAAUAACAGUUCACAGCUCUCUGAUGAAACAGCUGAACCGAACCUUCACGUUGCACUUACUCAGCCCACACAGGAAUCAGAUGUGAAGCUCAGCGGAACCAUAGCCAAUGGACAAGGGUGGAGGCCUUCUUGAGCUUCACUCCCAGGAUCUGAAGAUGCCCCACGCUAUGAUCAUGCAGGACUUCGUGGCAGGGAUGGGGGGCAUGGCCCACAUCGACGGCGACCACAUCGUGGUGUCGGUGCCAGAGGCGGUGCUGGUGUCAGACGUGGUGACCGACGAGGGCAUCCUGCUGGAGCAGGCGCUGGAGGCCGAGAUGGUGGAGGCGUCCGACCUGGACGAGGCCGCUGAUGUCAUCAUGGCCCACGAGCCCAUGUUGGGGGCGGAGGUGGCCAUCGAGGAGGCCCUGGAGGAUGAUGAGGAGGAGGAUGAUGAUGAGGAAGAGGAUGCGGCUCUGGAGGAAGGGGAGGAUGAAGAUCAACACCACCACCACCAUGUGCUGAUGGCGUCCGAUCUGAUCGAGGCAGAGGUGGAGGAAGAGGAGGAGGAGGAGGAGGGAGGGGUGGGUGUGGACGAGCAGGUGGGAGUGUUUGUGGGCGGCCCGCUGGAGCACGAGCUGGUGUCCGAGGAGGUGAUGGUUGCCGAGGGUGGAGAGGCGGCGGUCAUCCAGGCACACAAGGGCGUGCCCGCGUCCACGGUAACCAUCAACACGGAGGCGGACGAGGAUGGGAAAACCACAUCAGAGGACUACCUCAUGAUCUCCUUGGAUGACGUCGGCGAGAAGCUGGACAUCGGCGACACGCCCCUGAAGAUCAGCACGGCGGUGACACAGGACGAUGGCGACUCCAAAGAGGAUGGCUACGGCUCCGACGUCAUCAAGGUGUACAUCUUCAAGGCCGAGGCUGACGACGACGUGGAGAUCGGUGGCACAGAGGUGGUGACGGAGAGUGACUUCCAGAACGGCCAUGCAGUGCUGGAGCCGGCGGUGGCGACGCGGUUGCCACGGGAGAAGAUGGUGUACAUGACCGUGAAGGACAGUAGCCAGGGAGACGAGGACAUGAACUGUGCUGAGAUGGCAGACCAGGUGUACAUGGAGGUGAUCGUAGGGGAGGAGGAGGCCUCUGCCAUUCAGGAGGCACAGUUGGACGACUCCCCCGCCAACAAAACCCUGGUGCCUGUGGCCUGGGCGGCCGCUUAUGGUAAUAACCUGGAGGGUCGGCUGGAGAGCAAGCCGGGCGCAGUGACGCCGUACCUGCAGAUCAGCGACAGCGUCAGCACCAACCGCGUGCUCAAGCAGAAGGCCAAGAAGAAGAAGAAGGGCCCAGAAGGGCGGCAGUGCCAGACGGCGGUCAUCAUCGGUCCAGACGGCCAGCCCCUGACCGUCUACCCCUGUCACAUCUGCGGCAAGAAGUUCCGCUCGCGGGGGUUCCUCAAGCGCCACAUGAAGAACCACCCGGACCACAUGCUGAAGAAGAAGUUCCAGUGCACCGACUGUGACUUCACCACCAACAAGAAGGCCAGCUUCCACAACCACCUGGAGGGCCACAAGCUCAGCUCCAGCGCCAAGAACGACCGAGAGCGAGAGCGGGAAACGGAGCGGCCGCCGGAGUACAGCGAGUACACGCGGCGCUACCACGAGGCCACCAGCCCGCUGGGCUCCAACAUGCUCAUCCUGCGCGACAAGGACGAGCCCAAGAUGCACCAGUGCAAGUACUGCGAGUACGAGACGGCCGAGCAGGGCUUGCUCAACCGCCACCUGCUGGCCGUGCACAGCCGCAACUUUGCCCACGUGUGCGUGGAGUGCGCCAAGGGCUUCCGGCACCCGUCCGAGCUGAAGAAGCACAUGCGCACGCACACGGGCGAGAAGCCCUUCCAGUGCGCGCACUGCCCGUUCCGCUGCGCCGACCAGUCCAACCUGAAGACGCACGUCAAGAGCAAGCACGGCUCGGACCUGCCGUACAAGUGCACGCACUGCCCGCAGGCGUUCGCCGACGACAAGGAGCUGCAGCGGCACGCCGAGGCCCUCCAGGGCCACAAGACGCACCAGUGUCCACACUGCGAGCACAAGAGCACCAACUCGAGCGACCUGAAGCGCCACGUCAUCUCGGUGCACACCAAGGACUUCCCGCACAAGUGCGAGGUCUGCGAGAAGGGCUUCCACCGGCCCAGCGAGCUCAAGAAGCACUCGGAGACGCACAAGGGCAACCGCGUGCACCAGUGCCGGCACUGCGACUUCAAGACGUCGGACCCGUUCGCGCUCAGCCGCCACAUCCUGUCGGUGCACACCAAGGAGCUGCCGUUCAAGUGCAAGCGCUGCAAGCGCGGCUUCCGCCAGCAGGGGGAGCUCAAGAAGCACAUGAAGACGCACAGCGGCCGCAAGGUCUACCAGUGCCAGUACUGCGAGUACAACACCACGGACGCUUCGGGCUUCAAGCGCCACGUCAUAUCCAUCCACACCAAGGACUACCCGCAUCGCUGCGACUACUGCACCAAGGGCUUCCGCCGGCCCUCGGAGAAGAGCCAACACAUUAUCAGACACCACAAAGAGACGUUGAUGUAGACGCAUGCACACACACACACACACACACACACACACACACACACACUCACACACAUACACAUGCACACACAAAUGGAUACACAAAUCAUACACAUACACACAUACUUACACCUCUUCACCCUGGUGCCACAGGUGAGCUGUUACGCACACCAGGAUUGUGGGGAAAACGGAGCAUUUAGACAUCUAAUGGCGAUAACACUCUAAUCAGCAGCAGUCCUCGUUUUAUUGGUUUUAUUUUAUGUUAUUUUACUUUAUUUAGUUUGUUACCCCACUCCCUUUCCGAGGAAUAGGUCUUAAACGAAUUCACAGCUACAAAUAUAAUGAAAUGAGUGUGAGUGGUGAGUUGCAGAGCCCAGCUAGGAGAAAUUGUGUCACUUUUUAAUUUCUCUAGCACCGCAGAAACGACGAAAACACUGAUUGACAUUCAGGGUCUCAAAUGUCUCUAUUUUUAUAUCCACUUUGCUGAAACGCUGCGGGUGGAUAGGCUACUCGAUCAGCUGGAAGUGGUGUUCAGAGUAACUCUGUGCCAGCCCCGCGCUUCCCCCAGAAUAACGGGGUCGUCGAUCUGCAGCUUCACACGUCAGUGCAGUGUGGUGUGGCGUGGCAUACCGGAGCCCCAGGCGACGGGCGCGAUGUCUUUGUUUACCGUUUAGUAUGUAAAAGACCUUUUACCUGUUGUUCUUUUUAAAGCCAAUCACAACUCAAUCAUGUCAAAAAUCAAUGUGGGCAGGUAUGUGAUGUUUUGCACUCGUUCACGCACAUGUGUGUGUGUGUGUGUGUGUGUGUGUGUGUGUGUUUGUGGAAACGUUUGCAUCCACUCCUGUAACGGACAUGGGCACCUGUCUCUGAUAACUCUGAACUCUAAUGUACUUUGUGGCUAACUCCAAGCAGAGCAGUAUAUAUUAGUCAUCCACACUGCAGCUGACCCUCACUCCUUAUGGUGUCAUGACAACGCGCAGUUUUUAAAUUCUAUAACAUGGUGGUGUUUUAACUUGACUCAGUGUGUCACAUCAUUUUGUUGACAUGACACGGAUAAUUACCAUGAGGUAGUCAUGGAUAUACCCCCUGGCCUGCCACUAUGGAGUUAAAUGUGUGUGUGUGUGUGUGUGCGUGCGUGCGCGUGUGUCUCUGUGUGUUUGUGUGUGUGAAUGAGAAAGAGUGAGUGUGUUAUUAUAUGCACUCAUGUGUUAGCACCUACAUAAGUGGAUUGACUUGCACGCAUUGCCAACCGCUAUGGAACUCUCAGUCAGGCCUUACAUGUGUUAUUUUUUUACAUGCACUGAAUACAGUAAACAAAUCAAUUAGUUUUUUUUUUUUUUUUUUUUUUUUUUUUUUUUUUUUUUUUUUUCUUUUUUUAAGAAACAAGUGUCUGAUGUUCUAUGUAAAGUAACAUUUUUGCUCCAAAAAGAUUGUGUAUAUCUUAGUAAAAAAAAAAUAAGAGCACUUUAAUUUCUCUUUAUAUUUUUUUAUUGGUGUGUAUGCGGGGGGGAAUGAGUGUGUAGGCCAGGCAAGGCAUACUAAAUUAGGAUUAUUUAAAAUAAAAAUAAAAAACAACUACACUCUU